GUUGCUUUUGAACUGGCUUCUGGUGUCUGUGGGGCUGUCGUCUUCUCCACUUCAUGCACGGAGUUUUGCUGGGGUGCAGUUGGUUGGGCAUACGGCGAGGCCAUUUGAUGCACAAAGCGCUUCUACCCAACUUAGAAAUCUCCAGUGAGGGGCUCAGGUGCAUUGUAAGUGGAGGAAGCAGAUAUGGGUACCACGGUCUCUUACUUGAGAGGGACGGUUGGACCGAGUGGUUACAGCUCCAACUCUACAGCUGAGGAUGUGACUGCCAAUUUGGACUUGAGCUCAAAGACGAUCAUUGUGACUGGGGCCACGUCAGGAAUAGGAAAAGAAUCUGCGAGGGUUUUGGCCAAAAGGGGUGCUCAUGUAAUACUUGCGGUCCGGAACGUGAAGGUUGGCGAGGCAGUUUGUACUGAAAUACUCAAAGAAACUCCAACAGCUCGUCUGGAUGCCAUGCAUUUGGAUCUGAAUUCGCUGAUAUCGGUUCGUGAAUUUGCAGCAAAUUUCAGAGCUCGAAAUCUUCCUCUUCAUAUUCUCCUCAAUAAUGCAGGACUACUCAACCUGAAGUUUCAGCUCUCUGAGGACGGUAUCGAGCAUACGUUUGCUACCAACCACCUUGGUCACUUUCUUCUGACCAAUCUUCUUGUUGACAUCAUGAAAGCUACUGCUAAGGAGUGUGGUGAAGAGGGCCGCAUUGUAAAUGUGUCAUCACUUGCGCAUACAAUGACCUACAGGAAUCAUAACCUAGAGGAAAUCAACAAUCCGAAAAGGUACGUGGGUUACCAAGCAUAUGGUCAGUCAAAGCUGGCUAAUAUUCUACAUGCAAAAGAGCUUGCUCAUCGUCUCCAGGAGGAGAGUGCAAAUGUUACUGCCAAUGCACUCCAUCCGGGCACCAUGGAUACUAACUUUGGUAAAAAUAAUGCAUUAUUCAAGUAUGGUGUAGGUAUUUUCUUUACUAUAGGUAGCAAAUUAUUGAAGACAAUCCCGCAGGCAGCUGCUACGUCAUUGUAUGUGGCAACAAAUCCUAACCUCAAUGGAAUCAGCGGAAAGUAUUUUUCUGAUUGCAAUGAAUAUACGCCAGAGCUGGCUGCUGCUAGCGACAUGGAACUUGCUACCAGGUAUUGGAAGUUCAGUGAGGAGCUUAUUGCAUCCAAGUCCAGUGGACAAGUGACAAGCUAAGGACACUUCUUGAGGCUUGGCAUUAUUUUCGUAAAAUUGUUCCCACAUUGGCAACGAAUAUCGCAAUGCAGUUGCUACUCUCGGGUGUUUACAAACCGUCUGUACAGCCCCUCUCUCCAUCAUCGCUCGGAUGCUGAUUAGGAGAGCCAAAUUUAGAAAAGAGGUAGUUCUUUUAGUUGCUCGAUUAUUCUUAAACUUUGUCUAAAAGAACUCAUCGGUUAGUCGAUUCUGAGAGCUGUAUGGAUGUGUAAAAGCUUUUGGACAUAAAAAGAAUAUAUCUUUUUAAUGCUUUUAAAGCUUUGCAAUGUCA
Molecule: messenger RNA, 1486 nt
Organism: Physcomitrium patens
Lineage: Eukaryota; Viridiplantae; Streptophyta; Bryopsida; Funariales; Funariaceae
Product: short-chain dehydrogenase TIC 32 B, chloroplastic
Source: RefSeq, a predicted model, not a curated record